AUCCCAGCAUACUACGCGUGCUACCUUCUCCGCUCAACAGUACGCCACCAGAGUCUGUACGUCGGGAGCACGCCGAAUCCUGUCAGGCGACUGAAACAACAUAAUGGCAUUGCUCCUGGCGGUGCAGUUCGAACGUCACGCGACACAUUGAGACCAUGGGAGAUGACAUGCCUAGUCUCCGGCUUUCCGAGCAAGAUUGCUGCGCUCCAAUUUGAAUGGGCCUGGCAGAACCCCCAACUUACUCGCCACAUCACUGCCGAUACUCGAUUGGCCCAAGCCAGGACUAACACACGGAUCUCUCCUAAGACCGGAAAGGUGCGAAAGCGUCCAGGUAGGCCACGGCUUUCGCUUACGGACCGCCUAGCGAACCUGCACUUGUUGCUUCGAGCUCCUAGCUUCGAGCGAUGGCCGCUCAAAGUGACCUUCUACGCCGAGGAUGUCUUUCGCGUGUGGUCCAAGUGGACGAGCCAACAUCUGGAAAGAUUGAGGCCUGGCAUCUCAGUUGCACUAGACGACUGUGCCCGGUCUCAUUCAGAUAACCAUAUCCUCAACCCUGACCGGCCAACCGGAAUAUCUGCCAUUGACGUGACGUACCGAACUCUCAAGCCUCACGUCGACAAGUCAAGGCGACUCUUCGAUAAUGCCGAAUGGGUCAAUUGUGCUGUAUGCGCUGAAGGUCUGCCAGCGAGCGGAGCCUCGACGCUGAUCUGUCCAACCGAAGGAUGCAACGCCAUGUCGCAUGUAGAAUGCCUCUCAGCUAGAUUCCUGGCUGUCGAACAUGAUCAAGAUGCCAUCGUCCCAAUUAGUGGGAGCUGCCCAGGAUGCGGAAGCCAGCUUCAGUGGGUAGACCUAGUCAAGGAGUUGAGUCUGCGGAUGCGAGGUCCAAAACAGCUAGAGGCCUUGUUCAAGGCCCGUCGCAAGGCCAAG
Messenger RNA from Baudoinia panamericana UAMH 10762, 927 nucleotides. RefSeq lists its product as uncharacterized. The annotation marks the transcript as partial. Gene Ontology annotation, molecular function: 5'-flap endonuclease activity; crossover junction DNA endonuclease activity. The transcript is spliced from 2 exons. Gene Ontology annotation, cellular component: Slx1-Slx4 complex. Lineage: Eukaryota; Fungi; Ascomycota; Dothideomycetes; Mycosphaerellales; Teratosphaeriaceae. The record is from RefSeq and is a predicted model, not a curated record. Gene Ontology annotation, biological process: double-strand break repair via homologous recombination.